CGGGGCGUGGCCUCCCGGCCGAGGCGGGCGGUGGCGGCGGCGCCAUGGCGGCAUCGCCGAGCGCCCUGCGGCGGGCUGGGAACGAGGAGUUCCGCCGCGGGCAGUACGGACCAGCUGCCGAGCUCUAUACCCGUGCGCUAGAGCUGCUGGAGGCCGCAGGGGAGGCCACCGCCGAAGAGCGGAGUGUGCUGCUUGCCAACCGUGCCGCCUGCUACCUCAAGGACGGAGCCUGCAGCCUCUGCGUCGCCGACUGCAGCACCGCUUUGGAGCUCGUCCCUUUCGGGGUCAAACCCCUUCUGAGGCGGGCCGCGGCCUUCGAGGCCCUGGAGAAGUACCGGCUGGCUUACGUGGACUACAAGACGGUGCUGCAGGUGGACUGCACCAUCCAGGCAGCUCACGACGGCGUCAACAGGAUGACUAAAGCCCUGCUGGAGAAGGAUGGUGUGCACUGGCGCCAGAAGCUCCCGCCAAUCCCCACAGUCCCAGUUGCUGCCCAGACAAGGUGGAGCGGUCCUUCUGCUGGAGGCUCUGGGGCAAACACUUCUGUGACUGCACUGAGGGGAGAACCAGAUCAGGCUGCUGCUGGCACAGAGAGAGCUCGAACUCUGAAGGAAGAGGGAAAUGAACUUGUAAAGAAAGGAAAACAUGAAAAAGCAGUUGAGAAGUACAGUGAGAGUUUAAAGCUCAACCAGGAAUGUGCCACUUACACUAACAGAGCUCUCUGUUACCUGUCUCUGAAGCAGUACAAGGAGGCAGUACAGGACUGCACAGAAGCUCUGAGUUUAGAUCCUAAAAAUGUUAAGGCACUCUACAGACGUGCUCAAGCACUGAAAGAACUGAAGGAUUAUAAGUCAAGCAUUGCUGAUAUCAAGAGCUUGUUGAAAACUGAACCAAAGAACACAGCUGCACUGAGAUUGCUGCAAGAACUGAACAGAACCUAGGGUAACCAAGCAACAAGGAAAGCUUUGUUUUCCACUGCAGAAUAACGUUUUUCCCCUUCUAAUAAAGAUAGAGGGACCAAUCUUAACACAGGAUCUUUCACUGCUGCUGAGAUGUUCUGUGCUGGCACAAUGAAUGUCAAGACACAAUCUGUAUCAAACUCUGUUACCUGGCUCUCUCCUCAAAAUUAAUGCCCCCUCUGAGAGGCAUACAGUUUAGCUUCCCUGGGUGAAGUCAUCUUUUCUGCAACCAUUGGCCUCAGGGACUUUUUAGGUUGGCUGAAAUGCAUGUGAAGUGACAGUUUUCUUUCUGAGGAGCUACAGAGGUUUUUUUUUUUUUGCCCUUAAUCAGGUGACAGUUCUGCUGCUUUUGUGCUGCUAUCACUUAAGGUUGCUGCAGGAACUGCUGCAGUUGCCCUUGCACCAGUAGUACCAUUCUUGUGAUGGAGGCACAGUUACUUGUGCAGGGCUGAGCUUGUUCUCUUUCCCCCUUGAUACCUGCUGGCCCUCAGGUGAGUUUCUGCUGCCUAAUGUGGCUGAGCAGAUGUUUACAGUAGCAGCUUUCCUUCAGUUUUCAUUAUUCUGCACAUUUAAGAAGACAGCAGCAAGUUAAGCCUGCCUUGUUACACUGUGCAUUACUUUCACAUUCUGGGUGCUUGGGAAUUUUAAAAGUGGUGGGUUUUUAGACCACUUCUAGCUCCUUUGUGCCUUUUGGAGCAGUUAUGGGAUGUCACAGGGAGGAAGAUACACAGUAACAUCCCUGCUGAAGUCUGGCUUGUUACUUCAUGCAUGAUUAUUGUUUUUGAUUUUCUUAUCUGGUAGUCAUGGCACUGAUGGCAUGGGAGGUAAGGAGAUACUUGGAGAUAUUCUGUGAACCAUUAAACCCAGUUCUCAUUAAAGCCAUUUUUAUUUUCACUACA
This is a messenger RNA of Pogoniulus pusillus (Red-fronted tinkerbird), 1858 nucleotides long. It is a transcript of the gene TOMM34, whose product is annotated as translocase of outer mitochondrial membrane 34. NCBI's taxonomy places the organism in Eukaryota, Metazoa, Chordata, Aves, Piciformes, Lybiidae. The record is from RefSeq and is a predicted model, not a curated record. The transcript is spliced from 7 exons. Gene Ontology annotation, molecular function: heat shock protein binding. Bases 45 to 941 code for a protein of 298 amino acids. Gene Ontology annotation, cellular component: cytosol; mitochondrion.